Oncorhynchus gorbuscha (pink salmon) is the source of this 4426-nucleotide messenger RNA. Its product is annotated as anillin-like. NCBI's taxonomy places the organism in Eukaryota, Metazoa, Chordata, Actinopteri, Salmoniformes, Salmonidae. Gene Ontology annotation, biological process: actomyosin contractile ring assembly; septin ring organization; mitotic cytokinesis. Bases 153 to 3557 code for a protein of 1134 amino acids. Gene Ontology annotation, cellular component: actomyosin contractile ring. The record is from RefSeq and is a predicted model, not a curated record. The transcript is spliced from 25 exons.
CACCCACCACUGACGCACUUCCAAAGACCCGCUGAAAUUCAAAGUGUAUUUGAAAAGGCGUCAAAUGAACAGCCGUACGAAUCUUUUCGCAGUUUAUGCUCAGUUUUGACUUGUUUGCUUGACCUACACGGACACUUCUGUUGAGGAAGAUCAUGGAUGGGGAAUUUCGAAGUGGGUUGGCGACAGCUUUGAAGAGACAUAGAGACCCUUUGUCUGACACGGAAGACAAUGUCCACUCGUCUGAUGUCAAUGAUGUUCAGAAAAGGCGUCGCCUGGAGUUGUUGGGCGAGGAGAAUGUCAGCCCUACAAAGAAGUUUUCAACUAGAGAUCGCCAUCGGUGUGCAGAGCUGGUGAAGCCUGACACACCUGCUCUCUGCUCUGUCCGCUCCAGAGUACAGCAACUAACCCAGAGACGUGAGGGAGGGCAUGUGCUGGCUCAGAGAUGCCUCUCUGAUCCAGGGUCUGGGGUACCAUCCAUUAAAUUCCAGGAUGGAUUCAAAGAGCACCAUCUUAUUGGUGAGGCAGAGUUCAGCUCGCGGGUGGAGCGGUUUAAAUCCCCCACCACUCCUCAGGCCAGCCCCCUGCCAGCCAACCGGUGGCCCCGUACCCUCUCCAACGCUGUUACCAACUUACAACUGAAACUCGAGGCCAGUGACACGCCCAGCUCCAAACAAGCCUCCCGCAUACGCCAGGAGAGGGAGGAGGAGCUGCGUCUCGUAAGGGCCCAGCCAAUCACAGAGAAUGUCUUCCUAAAGCGAAGCUUCUCUGAUUCCUCACUGACUGAGAGGGCGACCCCACCCGUCUCCUCAUUCUCCCCUUGGAUGAUGUUUAGACGUAGCAGGAGACUACAGUGGCCACCGUUCCAACCAUGGAAUCAGGCAGACCUCAAUGUGACUGGUGAUGAACCUUUUGGGGUGAAGGACGGCAGCUUUAUCGAGACAUCUGUCUUCACUAAGGUCGAUGGAGUGGAGCCUCCAAUUCAAUACACCGGUGAGGUGGCAGAGUCCUCAGUUCACAUGGAUGUCCCACCAGAAGAGGUGAAGGGGAGACACAUGGCUGAGCGACAGGCAGAGUGCACUAUGGUCAUUUGUCAGGGAACUUCUCUCCCAGAUGAACAACAUGAGGCAGCAGAGGGUCCUGUAGUGAAAGAGCAGCAAAAGGCAGUCUCUCCUGCUAGUGACAAGCAUGUGGAAAGGGAUUUAGUGGUGAAGUGCUAUGUUAAUGCUGAGUCCCAUUUAUUUUUAGAUAAUCCUGUGGCAAUGGAGUCAAAAGGAGAUGGUGAGAAGUUAGGUUCUUCUGUAGUUGAGCAGAUGGGGUCCCUACAAGAGAAGGAGAUGAGGUCUUCUGUAGUUGAGUUGGGGUCCUUUGUAGAUGAGGACAUUGUGGGUUCCCCUUUAGGUGAGAAACAGGUGGGGUCUGCUGUAGGUGAGGAAGAGGGGGUAGUUCAGUCCCAACUAGAGAAGGUUGGGGACUUAUUAAGUGAGAAGAUGGAGUCUUCUGGAGUUGAAGAACAAGGGAAAGCAGAAAGUAUUUUAGUUGACGUCCAGGGUGAGAAGUCUGUUCUAGGUGAAGAUCAGGGGGAGUUGGGUCCAGAGCAGGAUGAGGCCGCAAACGCAUCAGCUGUGUCAGACAGAGAACAAGGAGACUCUGAGCUGCUUACAGACGAGGAACCGACUGAUGAACCACAGUCAGAGGCCAGAGGGUUAAAGAAAGUCACAUUUAUCCUGGAGCCAGAAAUGAUCAAUGACUCAGCUCUGUCUGAGCUGGACUCUUCAUCUAGCUGGAAAAGAGAAAGUAUGUCAGAGACUGAGCUGAGCUCUCGCGAUGAAACCAACACUGCUGAGAUGAUUGACCUAAUGUUUGAUGAGGUGCUGGAGGCUGCUGCCCAGGGAAGGAUGGAAGAGGACACUGAGGAUCACAAUAGUGGCAUAGCUACAGCGACGUGUGGAAUAGAGGAAACAGACACAGAGUUGGACAAAGCUGAGGGUGAAGACCUGGAAGAAACCAAGGAACUGGACUCCAGUGCAGAUGAGCUGCUGUCCUUCCCACCCAGCUUUAUCCUCUCCCCUCUCAGCAAGUCUGUGGAAGCUGUGGUCACUCCUAUGAGACUUGCAGCCAACCCUCCAUCCCUACUUCUGACUCCUGAAGAGCUGACCACUCCCCCUGCUGAUAGUGCCCCUCUCUACAGCAUCGAUGCCUACCGCACCCAGAGACAGAGCACCAAGCCAGCCAUUCAGAGUGUAACCCCAAGGGUGCAGAGGCAUGCCGCUGAGAAGUCUCACCCCCAGCACUGUGUCAACACCAAGGAAAGGAUCAUGGUUCUGAAUGAGGAUGCUGCCAAGCUGCAGAUGGUCAUCAAACAGACGUUGCAGGCCCUGAGCUGCUGCACUGACGAGGACCACGGCAGGGGCUCCCUGGAGGAGGCAGAGGCUGAUAAACUGCUGCUCGUCUCCUGUGAGAAGCGGGCAGCCCUGCUGGCUGAGGUGGCCAGGCUGAAGGAGAGGGGGGGCUCAGUCUCUGAGGAUCUAGAGGGGGGUGAUGGUGAGGGGGACUCCGGCAUGUCCCAGCAGCCCUGCAGGGGCACCGUCAGCAUCAGCAGUGUCCAGCUCCCUCUCAAGGUGGAGUUUGUCUGCUCUGCCCGCACACAAACAGGUCGGCCCACUCAUUAUUUCUUUGUCCUGAUUCGUUAUGGACCCUGCAACAUCGUUGCGACCCCAUUGGCUACGGCAGUGGAUGCCCAGAAUGGCGACACCAUCUCCUUCCCCACCUCCAUCACCCUGCAGGACAUUCGCUCCAACUUUGAGAUUGAUGUGGAGGUCUACAGCCUGUCCCACACCUCAGGGAACACCUGCAAUGUGGAUCUCCGCAGCUCCACCAAGUCAAGGGUCACUCCAAGGAAGCUUCUAAGCACCAUCAAGAGAUCCAACCAAAAUGUAACAUCUUCUACCAUGCCGCCCCUAAACACCCAGCGCACCAGCAACUUCUCUCUGGUUGGUUCUCACAAGAUCUCCCUGGCCUCCCUGGGCCAGAGCAAGUUCCCCCUGGACAAGAUGAAGUUUGAAGGCAAAAUCAGGAGACUCCUGGGAGAUGAGUUUCAAGAAAAGGUGCCCUUCCUGUCUCCACUAGAGGGAAACAUAUACCUGCAACUGCACAGCGAGAGCCACUCUAAUGUCCAGCACCAGGGCUUCCUUACAAUGUUUGAGGUGGUGAAUGGAUUUGGAGCUUGGCAUCGGCGCUUCUUUGUCCUGGAGGGAAACCACAUGUCCUAUUGGAACCACCCCAAUGACAGAGGCAGCAAGGCAGCAGAAGGCAGCAUCUCCCUGUCUAGUUCCUCUAGUCAGAGUGUGAAGCCAGUGAUGAGAGACUCCUGUGCUCGCCCCUAUACUUUUGAAUUGGUCAGCAGCGUCCAGACUGCACAACAGGAUGACCAGGGCGCUCUGGCCAAGUGCUGGUUCUCAGCAGAUACUGGGGAGGAUCGAGGGGACUGGAUGGAGAACCUGAACCAGGUUCUCCUGGACCUGCAUACCUGGACUCGCUGUACCCCUGAACCAUGCUAAAGCAUAGCCCAACAACCAGGCCAGCUGUGGGAACAUGAGGGACAGCAGUCUGUAACACACAGUUAUAAUCAUAUCUUUAUGAAUUCUUAUUAUUACCAUUGGGAGAUUAUUUUAGACUUGGGGAUAUUUUGCCUUUCCUUUGAUUUGUCACCUUUCAAUAGCCAUUUAAAAUAGAGCUCCAUCUUGUUGCUUGAUAUGUAUACUAUUUACCUGAGCUUGAAGUAGGUGAUUUAAAUGAAUCCAUAUAAUCUACAAACACUAUUAAAUAUGUAUCAAACCUAGUGCAGAAGAGCACUAACACUAAACAAAUGAUUAGUACAAUAGUGUAGUUAUAAUUUUCAUUAGACUAACAGAAAAAUGCCAGACAUGGCUGCUGGACAAUAUGAUUUCACUACUACAGCAUUGCUGUAAUACCCUCAAGUGUAGAAAUGUCUCUCGGAAAUAAGAAAUCUGUACCUGACACAACCUACCUAAUCUAGAAACUUGUGAAUUUAGUGAUUCAACUAGAAUUGCAGUCAAGUUGAGUUAUAGUACUGUACUUGAAAAACUGAGCUAUCUGCUACAAGGUAAAUAUGGACUAUUUCACAAGUUAAAUUCUUCAUGUUCCUUCUAUUGCUGUGUUGUGCAUAACACAACAGGGGCCUGUCAACAAAGAUGGUACCCAAGCACUUCAAAUGGACUAUAGAAUGAUAAGGUGUAUAACGUUAGUGCUUCAUCUCAUGAUAAAUCCUAGUAGCAGCCUAAAAGGUGAAUGUAUAUGCUGACUGUAGUCAACCUAGUUUUUUGUUUUUCCUUCAUGUAUUUACUGUCAAUCGGUCAUUCUCUUUCUGUGUGUGGAUGUUAUCCCUAUAAAAUACCUGUCAACAUUG